UGAGUUUUAGAUAGUCAUAUCGAGAAGAAGAAAAAUUAUAUCCAAAAUGAAACUUUUUUUUGUUCUCGCUGCGGCUGUGGUGAUAGUUCUUGCCCAGGAAGAUACCUAUACCAGCAAGUACGACAACAUUGACAUCGAUGAGAUCCUGAAGACACCCCGUCUGUUUAGUGGUUAUUUCAAAUGCCUAAUGGAUAUGGGCCCCUGCACGCCGGAGGGAAACGAACUCAAGAAGCACCUGCCGGAUGCUUUGACCACCGCCUGUGCCAAGUGUACGGAAAAGCAACGUGAGCUUGCCGUGAAAGUGUUGAAUUACCUCAUAGAAAACAAGCCCGAAGAAUGGGCCAGCCUGCGAGCAAAGUUCGAUCCGGAAAAUAAGCUGAUUGAUAAGUUCCGCGAGCAGGCUCAAUCUGCCGGAAUCAAGCUAUAAUUUAGUGAGAAUUUGGCCGAACCUGGAAACAAGCUAAAGGAUGAUUUGUAGUAUACUGUAUAAUUAAAUAAAAAUGAGGAGCAAUAUUUACUUUA
This is a messenger RNA of Malaya genurostris, 522 nucleotides long. Its product is annotated as ejaculatory bulb-specific protein 3-like. The coding region runs from base 47 to 427 and encodes 126 amino acids. Lineage: Eukaryota; Metazoa; Arthropoda; Insecta; Diptera; Culicidae. The record is from RefSeq and is a predicted model, not a curated record. The transcript has a single exon.